AUGGCUCCCUUGCUUGCGGUCUUCGCGGUUUGCCUGCUUUCUUCCGCUCUCGUACCGAUAGCAGGAUAUCCGAAUGGAAGAGUGUCCGUAGCCUGCGAGUCCAUGCUGCCGCAACAUGGCCACGAGCCUCAGUCGCAACCUGAGCACAACCUGACGGUGGACAAAACAGUGUUUCAGCCCGGAGACCGUAUCAAAGUAACCCUGUCUGGAUCGCGAUUCAAUGGCUUCUUUAUCCAAGCACGGGAUGCAGAGAAUUUAGAUGGUAACCCUGUUGGCUCAUUUUCAUUGAUCGACGAUCAGAUUUCCCAGCUCUUGACUUGCGGAGGGGUAACGGAUUCAGCUGUCAGCCAGACAAGCAAAUCGAGGAAAGAAAAAGUGGAGUUUUACUGGGUUGCUCCGGACAACGGCCCUCCGCAUGUUCAGUUCCUAGCAACUGUGGUUCAAAAGUAUAAAAUCUACUGGGUGAAAAUUCCAGGACCAAUCAUUUCUCAAACAAACGCGCCGCCUAUGGCUCCUAGCCAACCCGGGAGGCUGAGCACCGCGAGCUUAACCGAAAAACCAACAUCGACUAUUACUAAGCGGUUUAGCUCAUCUGGCUGUGGGACCAGCAAGUUCUGCGUCCGAAACCCAUCUUCCUGCGAGCCAGAGAAUAAUGAUCAAUGCUUCUUCCUAUCGUUCGUAAAAGAAGCCAGCACUGUGUUGGUGGAGAUGAGUGGACCCAGCCAAGGCUACGUUUCAUUUGCCUUAUCACAUGAUCAAUGGAUGGGUGAUGAUGACGCUUACCUAUGUGUGAUCGAGGACCAAAAGGUUCAGAUAAAUCCUGCAUAUAUGCGAGGCCGUACACACCCCGAGGUGGCUUCACAGGACGUCCUUCAAGAUCUAGCGUGGAGAUUGGAAGACGGGGUCAUUCAGUGCGCUUUUCGUCGAGCCAUCAAGAUUCCAUCGAUUACAGAGAGAUUUGACAUGUCUGCUAGUUAUUACAUAUUUCUGGCUGAUGGCGAUGCAGAGGACGGGCGUAUUUCAAGACAUCUUCGCCAGCCUCUAAUAACAACCAGAAUGUAUAAUAUCACAGGCUCUCCUGAUGACGUUGGUGGUUCACGGUCGCCGCUCCUUAUAAAAUACCAUGGUGCUCUUAUGUUCGUGGCGUGGAUGACCACUGUGAGCAUUGGUGUUGUCGUUGCACGUUUUUUUAAACCCAUAUGGCCGAAUUCGUCUUUGUUUGGGAAGCAAGUAUGGUUCCAGGUUCACCGGAUUCUCAUGGUGACCACAGUGGUUCUAACGAGCGUUGCCUUUGUCCUGCCCUUUUUGUACAGAGGACACUGGAGCAAACGAGCAGGCUAUCACCCGUAUCUGGGCUGUACUGUUAUGGCUUUGGCUAUUCUCCAGCCUGUGAUGGCAGUUUUCAGACCUCCGCCUCAUGCUCCCAGGAGAUAUAUAUUUAACUGGACUCACUGGGGUACUGGUACUAUUGCCAGAAUACUAGCAGUGGCUGCAAUGUUCCUGGGGAUGGAUGUGCAGGCUUUGAACCUCCCUGACCCGUGGGAUACAUACACAAUGAUUGGAUUUGUCCUAUGGCAUGUCUUCAUAGAUCUACUUCUUGAGGUCCAUGGUUACUGUCUUUUACAGAGAGAGUUUGACAAAAUGGCUGAAGAUGAGGUUGAAAUUCUUAAUCCCUCUCGCAUGCACAAUGAGGGCCACACCUUUAAGAAGAUCGUUCUGACCAUUUACAUUUGUGGAAACUUUGCUUUUCUGAUCACAUUUCUCGCAGCAAUCUAUCAGAUUUGAGAACAGCCAAGCACGCUGGCCCUCGUUUGCCUGCGACACGGCGUGUGCCUGCUAUUCUAUUAUAGCACCCCUACCAUGCGAAACACUUCACGGAUACGUCCGGUGGCCGCUGCUGUGCAGUUAGUCAUUGAUUCAGAUUUUCUUUUCUAGAAUAAAUACCAGGAUUCCUGCGUGGGCUGAAACAUUAAGCAAUCCA
Molecule: messenger RNA, 1981 nt
Organism: Spea bombifrons (plains spadefoot toad)
Lineage: Eukaryota; Metazoa; Chordata; Amphibia; Anura; Pelobatidae
Product: putative ferric-chelate reductase 1
Exons: 15
Coding region: 1-1785 (594 amino acids)
Molecular function (GO): oxidoreductase activity, acting on metal ions
Source: RefSeq, a predicted model, not a curated record